CUGAUCAUCACACUGCAUCCCCCCAUCCUCUCCUCCAUUCCACAAUAUGCCUGCUUGCUUUCAGAGGAUGGAUCAGUCUUGUGAUACAGUGUAUCUUCUCAGUCUCUCUAUUAAACAGCUGCACGAUUAUCCCUGUAGGUUUGUCCUAGCCAUCAGCUGUGCAGCUUAGCAAAGCACCAUUAAGAUAUUGUUUGUUGAUGAAGAAACACCUGCUGGUUUAUCAGGUGAGGAAUGCACUGAGAGAGGGGACUAGACUGGACACUAGAAGCUGCUGCAGGUACUGUCUGCAAUCACUGGCAGAAUCCUCUCCAGCCACAGAUUGAGGAGAGAGAUGGGAAGAUGGAAUGAUUUAGAAUGAAGUUUGCUGUUUGCUUUGGGUUUGCAACCUCAUAGAAGAUUCACUAGGACUGAUCAGAUGAUACAGACUGUAAGUGUCCUUUGCUGAGAAGAGAACAUCUUCCGGUCAUACAAUGAAGGAGGAGAACUUUCUUCGACGUCGGUUUUCCCUCUGUCCCACAGCACUUACCCCUCAGAAGAAUGAUGCAAACAAACUGACACGAAACUCAUCCUUUGGAGCAGAUGAUAUAAGUCCAGGUGAUACAGGAAAAGAGAUGGACCCCAACACCCUAUCAGUUAUGAAAGAUGAUAUUAUCCAGUUACCAAAUUCAACUAACAAGAUUGAUAACAAACUUUGCAAUGGACCAGACAAAGAGUGUUUAUCUCCCACAUCUAAGACGGCUAAAAUGGACACUCUCAAGGUGCAGAAGAAAAAUUACAGACAAGAAAAGAAAAGAGCGACCAAACAGCUAUUCAGUGCUUUAAAAGACCCCAGUGUGGUCAUUGUAGCAGAUUGGUUAAAGAUCCGUGGAUCACUAAAGAGCUGGACGAAACUAUGGUGUGUCCUUAAGCCAGGAUUACUUUUAAUAUAUAAAACACCAAAGAUUGGUCAGUGGGUUGGAACGCUAUUGCUUCAUUCCUGUGAACUGAUUGAGAGGCCUUCAAAAAAAGAUGGGUUUUGUUUCAAAUUAUAUCACCCGCUGGACCAGUCAAUAUGGGCAGUCAAGGGCCCAAAAGGGGAGAACGUGGGGUCCAUUACGCUUCCUCUGCCUAGCAGCCACUUAAUAUUCAGAGCUUCGUCAGAAUCUGACGGUCGCUGUUGGAUGGAUGCCCUUGAAUUGGCUCUCCGAUGUUCCAGUCUAUUUAAGCUUAAUAUGCCCAAGCAAGGGAAGGACAUUGAUGCAAUAUCUUCGCCUGAUGUCAACCACACCAGCCUUUAUACGUUGCUUCAAACGGCAACUGUGUCUGAGCAAGAACUCUUCCAGCUUAAUGAACCUUUGCCAGAAAAUGAUGCCUUUUCAGAUAAGUCAGAGAAAGAUACCAUUGAAGAAUCCGAAAAUGAGCAUAGCCGAAAAACUAGCGAAAGUGACCAAUCAGAACUACACGGAGAGAUCUCUCUUGACCGGGAGGGUACAACAUAUAUGGAAGAGAUCUAUGAGGAGUUCGGAGAGAUUGGUGAAGCAUCGCAAACAGAAAUGGUAUCCGAUGAAAAUAAAAGUUUGAUGUGGACAUUGCUAAAACAGAUGAGGCCGGGGAUGGACCUUUCGAGGGUUGUCCUACCGACGUUCAUUUUGGAGCCACGCUCGUUCCUGAAUAAACUUUCUGAUUACUAUUAUCACGCUGAUAUACUUUCCCAAGCUGCAGUUGAAGAGGAUGCCUUUUGUCGAAUGAAACAAGUUUUGAAAUGGUAUUUGUCUGGAUUUUAUAAAAAGCCAAAGGGGAUAAAAAAGCCGUAUAACUCAAUCCUUGGCGAAAAAUUUCGAUGUUGUUGGUUUCACCCUCAGACGAACAGUCACACCUUUUAUAUAGCAGAACAGGUCAGCCACCACCCUCCCGUGUCUGCCUUUCACGUCAGUAAUAGGAAGGAUGGGUUCUGCAUUACAGGGAGCAUCCUGGCCAGAUCGAAAUUUUACGGCAACUCCCUUUCUGCGAUAUUAGAUGGAAAUGCAAGGCUUACAUUCCUAACUCGAGAAGAAGAUUACACCAUCACCAUGCCAUACGCUCACUGCAAAGGUCUUUUAUAUGGCACCAUGACAAUGGAGUUAGGAGGAAAAGUUACUAUCAACUGCCAGAAAACCCAAUAUUCAACGGAACUGGAAUUUAAACUAAAGCCUUUCUUUGGUGGUAGUGAAACCUUAAAUCAGAUAUGUGGAAAGAUCACAGCUGGAGGCGAAGUUCUGGCAACGCUCGACGGACACUGGGACCGAGAGGUUUAUUUGACGGAGGUACGGAGCAGCAGCAGGGAUAUAUUUUGGAAUCCAACUUCUGAGAUUCGAAGACAGCGACUGAAACGACAUAUUGUGCUUUUUGAAGAACAGACAGAGUUAGAAUCGGAGAGAUUAUGGCAACAUGUUACAAGUGCGAUAAACGAUGGUAACCAACAGCAAGCAACUGAUGAGAAAUAUAUCUUAGAGGAAGCUCAAAGGAAGGCAACACGGGAGCGAAAGGAGGCAAAUAUAGAGUGGAGCUCCCAUCUCUUUGUCUAUGAUGAGGUUUUGAAAGAAUGGCAGUAUAAAUAUGAAGAUAAGAGGCCCUGGCACCCCCUGACUGAUAUAGCCCAAUACGAGAAAGAUGGGGUUCUGCAAACUGUGAAGAGAAACAUUACCAGCAUGUUGGCUCCAAGGAAGAUCCCACAACACAAGAGGUCAACACAAGAUGGCAGACGGCGCAAGGCCAGUGAGCAACCUUCAAUUAGCAGUCAGACUACAGAGAGCAGCUGUUCAACCCCAGAACCAGAGAACGAUUCUUCUGAUGAUGAAGGUUUUGCUGGACCCUGCUCUCAGUGUGGAAAAGAAAAACAUGAACUGAGACAGAUCCAGGCGGCUGUCUUAUCUUUACAGAAAACACAGCAAGACAUUCACAGAAAUCUCAAUACAUUGACGAGUCACGGAUUUCUAACUUCGCGCUCGUCAUCGGAUGCUUCCCUUCUGAAUUUGCGACACUGGCUGUUUCUUUGCCUUUUCCUUGCCUGCCAACUUUUCAUUAACUUUGUUUUUAAGUAGCAAAGGUUACAGUUGCAGCUGACUUGACUUUCAUUUAACCCUGUCCUCACCUCAAUGGCUGGCAGCAUCAACAAAGGGUUAACGCAGCUCCAACAGACAUUUGAUUAUGUGCGGCUGUAUACAAGAAGCAUGAGAUUUUAAACUCCCCACCCCUUCAACGCCAGGCUGCUAAAAUAUAUUGUCCAACCUGGAAUGCACAUUACAUUACUUAGAAUACUGGGUGAAUGCACUAAUGGCGAAAUGCAUUGGUCAACUUAUUGACUGCCAAAGUUGACCUUAUUCUGUAUAUUUUAUUUGUUGUAUUUAUCUGUUACACUCAUCUACUUGAAAGUUUACUGUUUAUUUGGCAUAUUUGCUUUGGGGGAUUAUCACUAUUACAGUAAAUUGUGGUAUCUGAUUUACAGAA
Pelobates fuscus (common spadefoot toad) is the source of this 3465-nucleotide messenger RNA. It is a transcript of the gene OSBPL5, whose product is annotated as oxysterol binding protein like 5. Lineage: Eukaryota; Metazoa; Chordata; Amphibia; Anura; Pelobatidae. The record is from RefSeq and is a predicted model, not a curated record. Bases 471 to 3059 code for a protein of 862 amino acids. Gene Ontology annotation, molecular function: cholesterol binding. Gene Ontology annotation, cellular component: intracellular membrane-bounded organelle; cytosol; membrane. The transcript has 22 exons.